This is a messenger RNA of Acanthocheilonema viteae, 1446 nucleotides long. NCBI's taxonomy places the organism in Eukaryota, Metazoa, Nematoda, Chromadorea, Rhabditida, Onchocercidae. The record is from the annotation of a GenBank genome assembly.
AUGACUCAGCUGGAUUUGUUCCAACUACGUUGGAGAUUUUGUGUACGGCGUAAUUUGACCCUAUGGGUGGUCAGAAGUGGACAUACUGUUGUGGUUAUCUUUCCAUUUGCUAUGAGUGACAUGUUAAAUAUUACUUUUGCCACUGUGCUGAGGGAAAAAAUCAGAGAAGGUAUAAAUGAUAUGUUCUAUCAUAUCCCGUUAGAUCAUGAAAUAUGUCUUCAUCCUAAGUAUUUCGGUCCUGAUUUGCUGGAGACAGUAAAACGAAAGCUGUUCAAUGAGGUCGAGGGCACCUGCACCGGGAAGUACGGCUUUGUUGUUGCGGUAACUACAAUUGAUAAUAUUGGUGCGGGACUUAUUCAGCCAGGUAAUUCACUUGUCAUUGAUUCCAAAGGUCGUGGUUUUGUGUUGUAUCCCGUGAAAUACAAGGCGAUAGUAUUCAGGCCAUUUAAAGGGCAAGUUGUCGACGCAGUGGUAAAUCAAGUAAAUAAAGUUGGAUUAUUUUGUGAUAUUGGGCCGCUUUCAUGCUUUGUAAGUCGUCACUGCAUUCCACCCGAUAUGGAGUUUGAGCCAAAUUCAAAUCCUCCAUGUUAUAAAACAGCAGAUGAAAGUGUUGUCAUCAAACAAGAUGAUGAAAUCCGAGUAAAACUGAUUGGUACACGGGUGGAUGCUUCUGAUAUUUUUGCUAUUGGUACUCUGAUGGAUGACUAUCUUGGAAGUUCCACAUCUAAAAUGGGUGUUUGGAAUUUGCAAAUAUUCGAUGAGAUAAGACGAAUGAACAUCAGGCAACUACUUUAUCAGGGCCUGAACUUCGCAAUGAUUGUAUCCUCGGCCUUGAUGAUCUGGAAGGGUUUGAUGGUUAUUAGUGGUUCCGAAAGUCCUAUUGUGGUUGUGCUAUCGGGUUCCAUGGAACCUGCAUUUUACAGAGGAGAUUUGUUGUUGCUAACAAAUGAUGAAUCUGAUCCAAUUAGAGCUGGUGACAUUACCGUAUUUAAAAUUGAGGGACGUGAUAUCCCAAUUGUGCAUCGAGUUAUUAAAGUCCAUGAGAAAAGCAACGAAGAAACAAAAUUUUUGACGAAAGGAGAUAACAAUCAGGUUGACGAUCGAGGUCUGUACGCAUCGGGACAGUUCUGGCUAACUCGAAAAGAUGUUGUUGGUCGAGCAAAGGGAUUCAUACCCUAUGCCGGAAUAGUCACAAUAUUUAUGAAUGAUUACCCUAAGCUGAAAUAUGCGGCGCUUUCGUCAUUUUGCAUAGAGAAGGAUAGUCCAUCCACCAAAAUUCUACAUUUCAUACGAUUUGAAGGUAUGAUAUUAUGCAUUGGGCGUGGAACGUUAGAGAUGCCCAUCACUGUCACUUGGAGCUUAUCCGGAUGGAAUGUCUGUGAUGACAAACGACAACCUGCACAGGUCAUGGGACAGUAUGAUGGCGUUGGCGCAAAAGCAAUUUAG